Solanum verrucosum is the source of this 1345-nucleotide messenger RNA. Its product is annotated as protodermal factor 1-like. The transcript is spliced from 3 exons. NCBI's taxonomy places the organism in Eukaryota, Viridiplantae, Streptophyta, Magnoliopsida, Solanales, Solanaceae. The record is from RefSeq and is a predicted model, not a curated record. The coding region runs from base 42 to 1298 and encodes 418 amino acids.
CUCUCUUUUCUCUCAUUCAGUUCCCUUGAGAGCAAACCAAGAUGGAGAAGAAAAGAAGCAAACAGACUUCUCUAAUCCUGUGGGCUACUGUUGCUGCAUUACUCAUGCAGAAUUUGGUCAUUUCUUGUAGAACUCCUCCAAAAAAUUCGCGAACACCUCCAUCACAUGGCUCAGGAAGUGGUGGCUCUAGAAAAACACCUCCACAUGGGAGCAGUACCCGUGGCGGAAAAUCACAUGCUGGCUGUGAUAAUCCGCCAAGUGGAGGGGGCGGCGGACAUACUCCAACCCCAGCUCCUCCUUCGGGAGGAACUGGAGGUGGUUACUCUCCGCCAUCCCCUCCAAGUACCCCAUCCACACCGAGCACUCCGGAUAUCUCUGUACCAUCACCUCCAUUUGACCCUAAUUCACCACCUUCUGGAGGGGGCGGGUACUAUCCAUCCCCUCCAGCUGAUGGUGGAACCCCGCCAACUACUCCUAUCAUAAGCCCUGACACUCCUUCAACUCCAUUUGACCCCAAUUCACCACCUUCUGGAGGGGGCGGAUACUAUCCAUCCCCUCCAACUGAUAGUGGAACCCCACCAACUACGCCUAUCAUAAGCCCUAACACUCCGAGCAUUCCCGAUAUAUCCAUACCUUCAACUCCAUUUGACCCCAAUUCACCACCUUCUGGAGGGGGCAGGUACUACUCAUCCCCUCCAACUUAUGGUACCCCUACCACACCAAUUACUCCUAUCAUCGGCCCUGACACUCCGAGCAUCCCUGUUAUAUUCACUCCUUCAGCUCCAUUUGACCCCAAUUCACCACCUUUGGGCGGGUACUAUCCCUCCCCUCCAACUUUCCCUACACCUAGUACCCCCGGUAUUCCCAUAUUUUUCCCACCAACUACCCCCAUCAUCAACCCGGGCACCCCUGCUAUCUACAUACCUCCACCUCUAUUCGAUCCUAACUCACCACCUUUCUCGAUCGAUUACUGGAGGACUAACCCGGCUUUAAUAUGGGGCUUGUUUGGCUGGUGGGCAACUGUUGGUAGUGCAUUUGGUGUAGCUGCUGCUCCGGGGCUCGGAUCAAACUUCAACCUCCUGCAAGCACUUACAAACACUCGUUCCGAUGGUGUUGGAGAACUCUACAGAGAAGGUACAGCUUCCUUGCUGAACUCCAUGGUGAACAAGAAGUUUCCUUAUACUACCAAACAAGUUAGGGAAAAAUUUGUUGCAGCACUUAGUUCAAACAAGGCUGCUGCAGCUCAGGCAGCGCGAUUUAAGUUAGCCAACGAGGGUCCAUUCAAGCCUAGAGCUUGAAAUGAAGGCUCGUGUCAAUAAUUCUGAUUCUACGUAUGAACAUUUUC